AAGUAGAUUUCCCCAGGCGUACACUCAUUUUCUGUAUUGCAAUAAACAUUUUGUACGUACAUUCUUUAACAUGGUAUAUUUUAAACCGCGGGAGCCUGGCACUGUAAAGGAAUACUCUUAAGGAACACCACGUAUGGGAUCGAAACCUACGCUUCUUGAAGCUAAGCUAACGUUAUUGCAUCUAUUAGCAAAACUCGCUAGCUAAGAAGCUAGCGCUAGCACUUAGCUAUCCCUACCCUACCGUCGAGCUAGCUGUGCAUUAGCACUUUAGCCUAGCUUGCUAACCAGUGACAACUGACAAAGGGUAUGGAUGAUGUGAUCCUGAACGUGCAAGAGUGAAAAAAAAAGAUUUUCCUGUUUGUGUCAUUAUCAACUGCAGCUGACACACACACUUUCAGCCUCUCUUCAUAAGACAACUCCCCAGUAAUCGACACGGCAUCCCUGUCUGCAGUUCUUUCUGCACCUGAACCAUGUGAGGGCCCCUCGGUCCAGUCUGAGGGGAUCCCAGGACUAUUUCAAAAACGACCCCGCUGUGCGGGGCAAGACUGAUCCUGUCUGUGUUUGAGAAAGCAGUCUUUCCAGUAGCCCCCUCCCCAUCCACACAUUCCUGUUCUCCUUACCAAGGAGACACGCCAUGAUGUUCCGAGACCAGGUAGGUAUCCUCACAGAUUGGUUCAAAGGCUGGAAUGAGUGUGAACAGACGGUGGCACUGUUGUCCCUCCUGAAGAGGGUGUCCCGCACCCAGGCUCGCUUCUUACACAUCUGCCUAGAACACUGGCUGGCAGACUGCACAGAGAUCCACAUCCUUGAAGCUGAGGCCAACAAUGCAGCAAUUGUCAGCCAGUGGCAUCAGGAACCAAAGGAGAAAGUGGUGUCCUUGCUGCUGUCCCAUCUGCCUCUGCUGCAGCCACGCAACAGUGAGGCCAAAUGUGAGUAUAUGAAGCUGCUGCAGAAGGUGUUGAGUCACACUAUUGAGAGUAGCCUGUUUGUGGAAGAAAGCAGACAGCUGCUCUCCUAUGCGCUCAUCCACCCUGCCACCACACUGGAUGACCGCACCUCUCUGGCCAUGUGGCUAAACCACCUGGAGGAGCACCUAUCCGGUGGCUACGCACCCCGGGCCCCAUCAAGCCCCUACCACCCACGCCAGGGCUCAGAUGAAUGGCCCAGCUCUGCUGAGGCUCUGGACCCAGGCCAUGCCUGGCACGACAAGUCCCCAUCAUCCAGCACAUCUCCAGCAGGCCAGAACGGACACAUGCCGUUCCCAGGCGGCAUGUCCUCACCCAUAAACAGCAAUAACACAGGUCUGGGUGGACAGAUGCAGCCCAGCCCUUUGAAGAAGUCCAUGUCCGUUAUUCCUUCCAGUCCCCAGGCUUGUGGCUCUGAGUGGGUUAGCCAGGAUGAUGGAGGGGGCCGGCAGAACUUCAUUCCAACGGACCAUGCACCUCUUUCGCCCCAGAGUAGUGUAGCCUCCUCAGGCAGUGAGCAGACAGAAGAACAGGGCUCCACUCGCAACACUUUCCAGGAGGAUGGUAGUGGCAUGAAAGAUGUUCCUGCAUGGUUGAAAAGUCUCCGCCUUCAUAAAUAUGCAUCGCUUUUCUCCCAGAUGACCUAUGAGGAGAUGAUGAUUCUUACAGAGCAGCACCUUGAGUCGCAGAAUGUCACUAAAGGAGCACGGCAUAAGAUUGCCUUGAGUAUUCAGAAACUGCGAGAGAGGCAGAGUGUGCUCAAGUCUUUAGAAAAGGAUAUUUUGGAAGGGGGAAACCUUCGUAACGCCCUUCAGGAGCUGCAACAAAUCAUCAUCACUCCCAUUAAGGCCUACAGUCCACCCAGUGCAGCACAGCCCACCUUGGACACCACCUCCUCCCCUUCAGAAGCCACAAAAACAGGAGCAGACAAAGAGUCAGCCUCAGAGGGCUUCCAGUCCCACAACCCACCUCCCUGUGAUGGAGACUCUUCAGCCACACCCAUCUCAGACGGCGACAUUGCUGGACAGUUCACCCGUGUCAUGGGCAAAGUGUGCACCCAGCUGCUGGUGUCCAGACCAGAUGAGGAGAAUAUCAGCUGUUACCUUCAACUCAUUGAGAAGUGUCUGACACAUGAGGCUUUCACAGAAACUCACAAAAAAAGGCUGGUCUCCUGGAAGCAGCAGGUCCUCAAACUGCUCCGUCUGUUCCCUCGGAAAGCUAUGCUGGACAUGCCUGUGUACCGACAGAAAGGCUGGACCUAUGGGUCUAACUCCCUCCCCACAGCAGGCUCUGUGAGUGGAGGUGUAGGGCGAAGAGGGCAAAGGCAGUUCCAGAUGACCCCUCGUGGACUCCCAGCCGGGCGCAUAAAUCUUCUGAGUCCUGGUGGGAUUGGGGGAGCAUCUCCACGCCACACACUCACUAAUCCUGUGCUGGCAGGCCAGGGAAGACAAAGCUUGUGGUUUGCCAACCCCGGGGGCAGUAACAGCAUGCCAAGUCAGAGUCGCAGCUCUGUACAGCGGACCCACUCACUCCCUGUCCACACUUCCCCACAAACCAUGCUCAUGUUCCAGCAGCAAGAAUGCCAAGUUCCAGGUGCUGACCUGGAGAUUAACCCUACGCUGGAGUCACUGUGCCUCAGUAUGACAGAGCAUGCCUUAGGGGAUGGAACAGACCGAACUUCAACAAUAUGAACAGACGAAAGGAAAAACACACUUCAGUUGAGGCCUGUUCAGUUCCUCAUCACCCAGCACAAAGAUAUACGUAUGCUUAAGAAAACCAGGCAAAGCAGUCACUACAAAAUGACAAAAAAACUGUGUAUAUGUUCUCUAAUAUUUUUGUACUUUAUUAUAUACAACUAAGUUUAUUAAAAAUGGAAUACAGAUGAUUAUUAUAUUGCAGGACAGAGAGGAACAGGUUAACUGUGCAAACUGCUUCAUGUCACCUGCAGGACUGUAACAUGAUGUGCAGAGGCUCAGUUUGCUGUGGUCUGAGAGAAAAACAGUGGAUUGGUGCUGUCUUAAAGGGGUUCUGCCCUAUGAGUUACUUUUCUUUUCCUCCUGCCAAUGGAGCAAGGCUUUCUUUCCAGAACACACUGACAGCCACAGCCCCCCUUCAACUCCCCCCCAGCACCACAUAAUGUGUAGACUCAGAAAAUUUCCAGCCAGAAGUAAGGCACUUUUAUUAAAUGACCUCUGAUAUUAGGCACUAAACUGUAAUUGGCUCAAGGGUAGACUCAAUGAUGAAAGGUUCCACUUUUAGACGUGUUGAUAUACAAACACCAAGAACACCUCCUAGCCACCCUAACUGUUCCAUAACCAGUGCUAGUGAGAGCUUGUGUUGGUUGAAACUUAGACUCCUUUCCUUGGUUCUUUUUAUCCUCUCUAGAACAGAUGUUUUUGUGGCAAAAGCAAGAAAGGGAGGACCAAAAGGAUUGAGAAAAAGCUUGCAAUUCAACUGCAGGCAUUCCCGUUGUCUUGGUUGUUUUUCCUGAACACGUAGUCAAAGUAGAAGUGACUGUCCUCCUCUAAACUUCUACAAAGCCAAAGAGAAGGGUUGUACGAUUGUUAAUUUGAGAAGGAUAUUUGUAGUUAAAUGCAACAGAAUGGUAUAAUUUUGUAAAAAGAACAGCAGUUUGAAGAAUUUAUGCCAGCUGCAAUUUGUCUGUUAUUUUUUGCCCUACUACAUAAAUGAUGAUGAAUCUCAUUUUGUGCCGAGGAAACCCCAGAGGGGUGAAUAAGGGCUGGUGUGGUUUGUACUGUGCGAGAGCUGAUUUGAUAUUGAAUUGAUAAAAGUGAGGAGGGUAGAGUGUUUUCAAUUUACACUCUAAUGCUGGGUGAGAAAACUAAAUGAAACCCAUUUCAACCCUCUGGCCCCCUUAUGAUUGGCUCUAGAAAUGAAGCUUGAUCUUGUAAUAAAUGCUCCGGAGCGCAGCACCUCACCCUCACAGUGCCCUGUUCCUCAAAUGGCCAAUGUGAUGAUUUGAUGAAUCAUACUUUUCAAGGUGCUUGACGAUGUCCAUAUUUUCUGUUUGUGUCUCAAUGUGUUUCAGUCUCAGAACCCUAACAUUAUCAUGUGGUAUCAGUGUUGAAUCAAAAACAGUCUUAUACAGCCUCUGUCUUUGAAUGUGGCAGAGCGGAGGUGCAUGUAUGUGUAAUAUGGUCUUAACUUUUGGAUCACUUUUGGUUGCAUCAUAAGGCAGGGAUAACCAUUCACAUUUUAUUUCAGCAGAGCCAUAGGAGGUCUGUCUAGUAAAGAUGGUUAUUUACAGA
Messenger RNA from Toxotes jaculatrix (banded archerfish), 4234 nucleotides. Its product is annotated as protein Smaug homolog 2. Gene Ontology annotation, biological process: nuclear-transcribed mRNA poly(A) tail shortening; negative regulation of translation; regulation of mRNA stability. The coding region runs from base 635 to 2656 and encodes 673 amino acids. The record is from RefSeq and is a predicted model, not a curated record. NCBI's taxonomy places the organism in Eukaryota, Metazoa, Chordata, Actinopteri, Toxotidae. Gene Ontology annotation, cellular component: P-body. Gene Ontology annotation, molecular function: translation repressor activity; mRNA binding; protein binding. The transcript is spliced from 13 exons.